This is a messenger RNA of Chaetomium fimeti, 2697 nucleotides long. Its product is annotated as vacuolar protein 14 C-terminal Fig4p binding-domain-containing protein. The transcript has 9 exons. The record is from RefSeq and is a predicted model, not a curated record. Gene Ontology annotation, cellular component: endosome membrane; fungal-type vacuole membrane; PAS complex. Gene Ontology annotation, biological process: phosphatidylinositol biosynthetic process. NCBI's taxonomy places the organism in Eukaryota, Fungi, Ascomycota, Sordariomycetes, Sordariales, Chaetomiaceae. The coding region runs from base 1 to 2697 and encodes 898 amino acids.
AUGGACCCUGCUGUCCAACGUGCCCUGAACGACAAGCUCUAUGACAAGCGCAAGGUUGGCGCACUUGAGUUAGAGCGGCUCAUACGCGACCUUGUCGCCCAAAAGGACUACCCCAGGGUCGAGGCCGUGCUCGACCAGCUCUGCAAUGACUUUGCCUAUGCCGUCCACCAGCCUCAUGCACGGAACGGAGGACUGAUAGGACUGGCCGCCGCCGCUAUUGCUCUGGGCUCGGAGCUCGCUAGGUAUCUUGAAGUUAUUGUACCACCGGUACUUGCCUGCUUCACGGAUCAGGAUGCCCGUGUUCGGUACUACGCCUGUGAGGCCAUGUACAACAUCGCCAAAGUGGCAAAGGGCGAGAUUUUGAUUUACUUCAACCACAUUUUUGACGCACUCUGCAAGCUGGGCGCCGACUCGGAGCUGUCUGUCAAAAAUGGAGCCGAGUUGCUCGACCGUCUCAUCAAGGAUAUCGUUUCGGAAUCUGCCGCCACGUUUGUCUCCUCCUUAGAGCAGCCACCCCCUUACCACGAAGACGACAAAGAUGCGCCUGACGACUCAGUUGAGCUACCGAGGGCGUUCUCUUUGAAGCGCUUCAUUCCGCUGCUCAGGGACCGCAUCUACGCCCUUAACCCCUUCACGAGGACCUUCCUAGUUGGCUGGAUCAUCCUCCUCGACUCUAUUCCAGACCUGGAGCUCGUCACUUACCUACCCGACUUCCUUGGCGGACUAUUACGCUUCUUGAGCGACUCGAACCGAGACGUCCACGUUGCCACUCAGGGUUGUUUGGACAAGUUCCUCAACGAGAUCAAACGCAUCGCCCGCAUCAAGAAAGGCAUUGCUGAGAGCAAGAGGUCGAAGGAGGGGAAGCGCAAGCGGGUCGACUCGGUAGAGAGCGGCAGCAUACGGCCGCAGCUUGAAGAGGGAGACGAGUUGGACUCGGAGACGGCCGCCGACGAUGACGAUCUUGACAGUGAAGACGACUGGGUCCCCGGCCAGGACGUCCAGAUUAACUACAAGGCCAUCUUGGAGAUAUUGACGGCCACCCUCGAUUCGCCAUUAGAGGAGGAUGGCUUGUUGGAGUCGCUACGUUGGAUUGUCGAAUUCCUCGAUAUAUGCCCGGAGGAAGUGCUCCCCUCCACACCAAAAAUACUAGCCCACCUUCUGCCCGCCAUGGCUAGCGGUGUUGAACCGAUCCGCCAGGCCGCAGGGAGGGUAAACACAUCCCUCCUGAACUAUGUUGUAUCUUUAUCCGACGAGGCCGAGGUGGCGAUGCCGCUGCUAUCACGGAUACCCGCUCCUCCGCCACCGGUGGGCGAGCGGCAGGACGGGACCACGAGCGCUCGCGCUUCGCUCUCCGGCUCGAGGGAUAUUGAGGUACGGAGUCCCACGCCAGCUCAAGUGAAAGCUUUGCCGCGUACUCCAACUCCGAGCCUUCCUCAGCCCCAACCGCAGCCGGACCUCGAUUACGCCGCCGCGGUGAACUCGCUAACUCUUUUAUUUCUCAACGACCACGAGGCCACCCGGGUUGCUGCGUUGACAUGGUUGAUUAUGUUGCAUCGCAAGGCGCCGAGGAAGGUUCUCGCGUUCAAUGACGGGACUUUCCCGGCACUGCUGAAGACCCUCUCAGAUCCUGCCGAGGCAGUGGUUACAAAAGACCUGCAGCUGCUCUCGCAGAUUUCGAGGAACAGCGAGGACGACUACUUCACAAAUUUCAUGGUCAGCUUGCUCCAGUUGUUUUCCACAGACCGGAAGCUCCUCGAGACGCGCGGAAACCUCAUCAUCCGCCAGCUCUGCACGAGCCUCAGUGCCGAGCGCAUCUACCGUACCCUGGCCGACUGCAUCGAAAAGGAGGAAGACGUCGAGUUUGCUAGCAUUAUGGUUCAAAAUCUCAACAAUAACUUAAUCACUGCGCCGGAGCUCGCCGAGCUGAGGAAGCGGUUGCGUAACCUCGAGACUAAGGACGGGCAAACCUUCUUCGUCACCCUGUUUCGCUCCUGGUGCUAUAAUGCUGUUGCCACAUUCUCUCUUUGCUUGCUGGCGCAGGCGUAUGAGCAGGCUUACAACUUGCUGCAGAUAUUCGCGGAAUUGGAAAUGACCGUCAAUAUUUUGAUACAGAUCGACAAGCUUGUGCAGCUCCUUGAAUCGCCAGUUUUCACAUAUUUGCGACUUCAACUCCUUGAACCCGAGCGGUACCCGCAUCUGUACAAGUGCCUAUACGGUCUCUUGAUGCUCCUGCCACAGUCAUCGGCCUUUGCCGCCCUCAAGAACCGGCUCAACAGCGUGAGCUCGAUUGGGUACCUGCACAUCACUCCUCGACCGAACGCAACAACACCCAACGCCCCUACGUUCGACCGCCCCAACCGCCUCAAGGGCCGAGAAGAAGGUAUUAUCCGCUGGGGCGAACUCCUCGAAAAGUUCCGCGCCGUGCAGGAGCGUGCCCGUAGAUUGCACCGCAUGGGUGGUGGGGGAGAUUUGGACGACCCCUCCGGCGGAGACUUGCGGCUCGGGGAGGCGGACCAGAGGGGGCAGGGACCGGAUGCCGGUGGUGGAGGUACCGGGCGAGGAACGAGGGGCCCUGUGCCUACCGUCAAGGAAACGCCGCCUGCGAAACCCGAGCCAACGCCGAAGCCGAGGUCGGGACUAGGGAGACAGUUUGGGCGACUGGGAGGGGCCGUGUCUGGGCGAGGCAAGCGCGCCUAG